Messenger RNA from Mercenaria mercenaria, 734 nucleotides. RefSeq names its product caveolin-3-like. Gene Ontology annotation, biological process: caveola assembly. The transcript is spliced from 2 exons. NCBI's taxonomy places the organism in Eukaryota, Metazoa, Mollusca, Bivalvia, Venerida, Veneridae. Gene Ontology annotation, molecular function: molecular adaptor activity. Gene Ontology annotation, cellular component: caveola. The record is from RefSeq and is a predicted model, not a curated record. The coding region runs from base 82 to 465 and encodes 127 amino acids.
CCUGGCCUUUAUAUUUGGCAAGAUUUCUUUGCAAUUUCAUUUAGCCAUUUACCUACAGUAUUGUCGGAUCAUCAUUUCAAAAUGGCCGAGGUCGAUCUCGUGAACCGAGAUCCAAACAACAUAAAUAAUCACUUAACGUGCCAGUUUGAAGAUGUUCUGGCUGAGCCUGAUGGUACUCACAGUAUAGACUGUGUAUGGAAGCUUUCCUAUUCUUGUUUCAAUCUAUGGAAGAAACUUUGCUAUAUGAUCGCUACUACCCUAUGUGGUAUCUGUAUAGCAGCAGAGUGGGGAUGCGAAUUUGCGCUUGUUUCCUUUUGGCAUAUCUGGUAUUUCACACCUCUCUUCAAGAUGUUUGACCUCAAUUGUAGCUGUUUGAAGAAGUUGUGGGCUCAGUGCGUCAACUGUUGUGUUGAGCCUUGCUGCAUGGCUUGCGGAACCGUAUUCCACAUGUUCAAGAAGGGAUAAUCCUGAACCACCAGGGACAAGUUAAAACUGUGUUUUGUCACGUGUAAUGGCAACGUAUGAUGCUGAUUGGACUUUUUGUCUGAUUGCAGAAUAUAAUCUUUACAAUGAUUAUUCAUUAGAUGGAACAACAUAAUUCCGUCUGGUAGACUACAUCUAAUAUUCUUUCUGAACUGAAAUUUUGAGAUCAAACUGUCAUCAAUGAUUUUAUUUCAGUUUUCACUGUUAUCUAUUUUCUGUUGCAAAAUUACAUUACAACACUUUCGCCGAAA